AUGGAGAGCGUCUACAGAGUAAAGGCCACACCUCUUAUUGAGGCAAUAAAAGAGAUACUAAAGAGCAAAUCGGAAAUUGUUCUUCCAGAAAACGGCGAUCUUAUCAAAACCUCCCAUGGAAAACAGUACUCUCCGGAUGAUCAGCAUUGGUUCUAUACACGAAUGGCCUCAAUUGUUAGGACAGCAAUGUGCAAAGGCACAGUAAGUUUGAAGGGUCUCUCCAGAAAGCAUUCCUGCAGAAAGAAUGUAGGAGUAAGACCAACAAAGUAUGCCAAGGGAUCUGAGUUUGUCAACCAGAGCGCAGUCGAGCAGCUUAUUAAGAUCGGAUGGUUUGACUUUUCCAACAAGAAGGAUGUUCUUACGUCUUCAGCCAAAGAGAUCCUUGGCGAGAUACUCGAGAAAGUAGGUCAGCAAUAA
Messenger RNA from Vittaforma corneae ATCC 50505, 417 nucleotides. RefSeq lists its product as uncharacterized. Gene Ontology annotation, cellular component: ribosome. NCBI's taxonomy places the organism in Eukaryota, Fungi, Microsporidia, Nosematidae. Gene Ontology annotation, biological process: translation. The coding region runs from base 1 to 417 and encodes 138 amino acids. The transcript has a single exon. The record is from RefSeq and is a predicted model, not a curated record. Gene Ontology annotation, molecular function: structural constituent of ribosome.